Messenger RNA from Monoraphidium neglectum, 261 nucleotides. RefSeq lists its product as hypothetical. Bases 1 to 261 code for a protein of 86 amino acids. Lineage: Eukaryota; Viridiplantae; Chlorophyta; Chlorophyceae; Sphaeropleales; Selenastraceae. The transcript has 3 exons. The record is from RefSeq and is a predicted model, not a curated record.
AUGACGCGGCAGCAGCACUGCCCCGACUGCUCCCGGGCCCUCGCCCGCAUCAACGCCGUGCUCCCCGCCCUCGCCGCCGCCUCGGCCGCGCUGCUGCUGCUCUCCGGCAUCGCGCUGGCCACGGGCGCCGCGCCGCUCGCGAGCCUGCGCGUGGCGGGCGGCGUCGUGGCGGCAGCGCUGGCGGCGUUUGCCCACCACAAGCUGUCAAAGUUCAGGGAGCUGUUCAUUUUCCAGGACUACGUUCACGCUGAAAAGGACUGA